UUUUCAUUGAUCGCAGUUUGGAAUUUGGGAAAUCUAUUUGUGCAAGUUUAAGUCUCAACAAUCACCAAUGAAAAAAUAGUACUCAAUCCUUCUAUACUCUUGAUGAACAGGAUAUGUUUAGACUAAAUGAAUAAAAAGUAGAGCAAAAACAUUUCUUUGUACUCGUUUAGGAAAAACGAUUGUCGAAUAAAGUGUUAGAUUCAUUUGAAUCUGGGCAAUUGGAAUUUAAACCAAAAAUCGCGUUGAAUCGAAUCGUAUCGAAUUGAAUGUGUCGAUUAAAUGAAUGAGUUCCUAUCAUUAAAAUAUUCGUUCACGUUGAUUACUUAAUUUAUUACGGAAUUGUUAAACGACAGAACGAUCGUUUAUUUUUAAAUUUGACCGAAUUUUAUUAAGGUAGGGAAUGGCGGUACGGGCAUUCGUUCGCUUAUUCUACACGCACCCUUAAGAACUGUAACAAAUGAUUAUGCUGCAUCACAUGUCAUUUGCUACUUGAUUGUUUAGAAUUUAUAUCGUACACCUGUUGCGUUAAAUAAUCCUCUAUAUCCAAAUGAGUUCAAGAUUAAAUGAAACUAGUAAUUCGAAUGUUAAAAUUGAAAUUAAGAAAACAUUGGUUUCUAUCAAUGAAACGGCGCGCAAAAUAAAGAAUGAAUUGGACACAAUUAAUGGUCUUAUUGGAAAAAAUGGACAAUUUCACACAGCUGUUACUAAUGCAAAUGAAACAUUGAUCACAGCAGCCCAAAACAUGAACAUAAAUCUUGAAAGUAUCCUAAACAAUAAUCAGGUAACUGAUGAAACAGCAUCUGAUUUAAGAAAUGUUCUAUCCGCGUCUGCUUUCCAAGAGAAGAUAUUAAAAUGUUUAAAUAAUAUAUAACUUUUCUUACUAUUUUGUACUUUUAUAUUUAUUUAUGAAAAACAA
Molecule: messenger RNA, 916 nt
Organism: Megachile rotundata (alfalfa leafcutting bee)
Lineage: Eukaryota; Metazoa; Arthropoda; Insecta; Hymenoptera; Megachilidae
Source: RefSeq, a predicted model, not a curated record